Cynoglossus semilaevis (tongue sole) is the source of this 11239-nucleotide messenger RNA. It is a transcript of the gene notch3, whose product is annotated as notch receptor 3. Lineage: Eukaryota; Metazoa; Chordata; Actinopteri; Pleuronectiformes; Cynoglossidae. The record is from RefSeq and is a predicted model, not a curated record. Gene Ontology annotation, molecular function: calcium ion binding; signaling receptor activity; Notch binding. Gene Ontology annotation, cellular component: membrane. Gene Ontology annotation, biological process: multicellular organism development; regulation of DNA-templated transcription; cell differentiation.
GGGGCGGGGGGUGAGAGGGUUACUGGGGAGGCGGGACGUGAGAAACGCUGGUGGGACACUGGGAGAGAAGGAAAAACUUUUCAGAAGUUUGCAGAAUCACAGGCAGCAGUUACAGGAGCCGCGGCCGAGCUGCGGAGGAUACAACGCGGGACUAAGAACGACAACGUCCAGAUUCAUUUCAUGAGAAUUUCCCCCACAAACUCCGGAGCCUUAAAACUCUUUCUGGUGAACAUUUUAAAGGAUGUAUUUUUACUGAAAGGCCGACUUUAAUACGCUGGAAACGUUUCCACCGAAAUGGAAGGGAAUAUUCUAUGGAUUAUUCUGUCAGUUCUGGUUUUUAUGCACAUGUGUGAAGGGUACCGAUGCUUGGAUAAAUCCAGACCCUGUGAAAAUGGAGGCACUUGUAUAGAGUCACCCUUCCGAUGCAUAUGUCGCCCAGGCUUCAUUGGUCCCCUCUGUCAGCACCUGGAUCCCUGUCAUCGAUCUCCAUGCCUAAAUGGAGGUGCAUGCAAGAGCCAGGUGAUGAACGGAAUCCCACAAUACUCCUGUGUCUGCCAGAGAGGCUUCAGAGGACAAGACUGCGGUAACAUCGACGCCUGUGCCACAAGUCCAUGUGCCAACGGGGCUCGCUGUACCAGUGUGAACGACCAUUACAACUGUUCCUGCCCGCCUGGCUACCAGGGAAAGAACUGUCGCAACGAUAUUGACGAGUGCCGAAAACCUGGCAUGUGUCUCAACGGCGGUCUCUGCCUCAACACCCAAGGGUCUUUCCGCUGUCAAUGCCAACAAGGAUACAGCGGUCGAACAUGUGAGGUGUCCACACUGCCCUGUGCCCCGUCCGAAUGCCUUAAUGGUGGAACCUGUCGACAGACUGGCGAGCAUUCCUAUGAGUGUGCUUGCCUACCAGGGUUUGAGGGACACAACUGUGAGAACAAUGUGGACGACUGUCCUGGUCAUAAGUGUAUGAAUGGAGGAAUAUGUGUGGAUGGAGUCAAUACCUACAAUUGUCAAUGUCCCCCAGAAUGGACAGGCCAAUUUUGUGCUGAGGACGUCAACGAGUGUCUCAUGCAACCAAAUGCCUGCCAUAAUGGUGGCACUUGUUUCAACACCAUUGGUGGCCACACCUGCGUUUGUGUCAAUGGUUGGACCGGCGAUGACUGCAGUGAGAACAUUGACGAUUGCGCCACAACAGUUUGCUUCAACGGCGCCACUUGCCACGAUCGCGUAGCAUCUUUUUUCUGCGAGUGCACUGUCGGAAAGACCGGUUUGCUAUGCCAUCUGGAUGAUGCUUGUGUGAGCAACCCGUGCAACGAGGGUGCCGUGUGUGACACCAAUCCGCUCAAUGGCCGCGCCAUUUGCACCUGUCCUGCUGGGUAUGUGGGAGGUGCUUGCAACCAGGACAUGGACGAGUGUUCGAUUGGUGCCAAUCCGUGCGAACACUUCGGCAAAUGUGUGAACACAGAGGGUUCAUUCCAGUGUCAGUGUGGUCGCGGAUAUGCGGGUCCACGCUGCGAGAUUGACAUAAAUGAAUGUCUGUCCAUGCCCUGUCAAAAUGAUGCUACGUGUCUGGAUCGCAUCGGAGAAUUUACCUGUAUCUGCAUGCCAGGCUACAUGGGAACAUUCUGCGAGAUCGACAUAGACAACUGCGAGAGCAACCCCUGUGUGAACGACGGCAUAUGUCGCGACAUUGUCAACGGCUUCACAUGUACCUGUCAGCCAGGCUUUACCGGCACCACGUGUCAGAUCGACAUUGACGAGUGUGCGAGCACACCCUGCCAGAACGGAGCCAAAUGCUACGACAGGCCCAACGGAUUUGAGUGCCGCUGUGCUGAAGGCUAUGAAGGAACUCUCUGUGAGAGCAACAUCAACAAUUGUCAGCCUGACCCGUGUCACCACGGCACGUGCAUAGACGGCAUCGCAAGCUACACAUGCAACUGUGACCCUGGCUACACAGGCUACCGUUGCGAGAACCAGCUCAACGAGUGCCACAGCAAUCCGUGUCAGAACGGUGGCAAAUGUGUGGACCUGGUUAACAAGUACAUCUGCCAGUGCCAACAUGGAACCUUGGGCGCCAACUGUGAGAUAAACUACGACGACUGUGCCAGUAACCCGUGUGACUAUGGCAUCUGCAAAGAUGGCAUCAACCGCUUUGACUGUGUGUGCAAACCUGGCUUUACUGGUGCAAAGUGUAAUGUGGAAAUAGAUGAGUGCGCGUCUAGCCCCUGUAGGAAUGGAGGCACGUGUGUGGAUGAAGAGAAUGGAUUUCACUGCCAAUGUCCUGAGGGCUUCAAACCUCCAUACUGUUACUCCCAGGUGGACGAGUGUGGCAGCAGCCCAUGUGUCCACGGUUCAUGCAGGGACAGCAUCAAUGGUUACCGCUGUGACUGCGAGCCUGGGUGGGUGGGAAAGAACUGUGACCUGGAUAGAAACGACUGUUUACCAAGUCCCUGUCAGAACGCUGGUACAUGCGUGGACCGGCUCAAUACAUUCACCUGCAAAUGUCGUCAGGGUUUUCGGGGUAACCUCUGCCAAAUAAACAUCAAUGAAUGUGCCUCCAGCCCAUGUCUGAACAAAGGCACGUGCGUAGAUGGCGUGGCUAGCUUCACCUGUCGUUGCGAGCUCCCUUACAGCGGACCCACUUGUGCUGAAGUUCUUACUCCUUGUUCUCCUAACCCCUGUGAUAAUCAUGCUGAAUGCACCCAUACUGCUGACUACAUGGGAUACCAGUGUAAAUGCCAGCCAGGGUGGCAAGGUCAAUUGUGCAAUGUCGACGUGAAUGAGUGUAUCACGAAUCCUUGCAAGAACCGCGGAACGUGCACCAACACGAUCGGCGGCUUUGUAUGCUCCUGCAGAGCUGGAUAUACAGGACUGACUUGUGAAGCAGACAUCAAUGACUGCGCUCCAAAUCCAUGCCUAAACGGAGGUUCCUGCACUGACAGCAUUAAUUUCUACCACUGCAACUGUUUGCCAGGCUUCACUGGGAACCGUUGUGCUUUAGAAAUCAAUGAGUGCCAGAGUAACCCCUGCAAAAACGGAGGCACUUGCACAGAUUAUGUCAACUCCUACACCUGCACAUGCAGCCCUGGCUUUACUGGCAUCUACUGUGAGACCAAUAUUCCCGACUGUACUGAAAGCUCCUGCUUCAACGGUGGAACAUGCACUGAUAAAAUCGAUGGCUACAUGUGCACCUGCCGCUCAGGCUUCACUGGCUCGCACUGUCAGUACGAGGUCAAUGAGUGUGAUUCACAGCCGUGCCUCAAUGGUGGAAUCUGCCAAGAUGCCCUGGAAUCCUUCCGGUGCUCCUGCCCUAAAGGCUACGCAGGCAAUCGCUGCCAGACCCCAGUUGACUGGUGCCGGCGGUCUAUGCCUUGUCAAAAUGGAGGACGAUGUCGACAAAAGGAUGCUUCUUUCAUCUGUGAAUGUCCUAAUGGCUGGUCUGGACGCUACUGUGAUAUUCCGAGGGUGUCUUGUGAGACAGCAGCUCGCCAGAGAGGACUACAGACUGAUGAGCUGUGUCACCACGCUGGUCACUGUGUAAACACCGGAAAUACGCACUAUUGUAAAUGCCCUGCUGAUUACACCGGAAGUUAUUGUGAAAGCCAGGUGGACCACUGUGAAGACAAACCGUGUCGCAAUGGCGCCACCUGCAGAGGUUAUGUUGGAGGAUACCAGUGUGAUUGCAUGCCAGGGUAUACAGGGCAAAACUGCGAGAUAGAAAUUAACGAAUGUCAGUCUCAUCCGUGUCAAAACGGUGGUACCUGCAUUGACCUGGUGGGACACUACAUCUGCUCCUGCCCGCCUGGAACUCUAGGUGUCCUCUGUGAGAUCAACACAGACGACUGCGCUCCACCCCUGAGACUCCGCGGCGUCCCUCCGAAGUGUCUCAACAACGGCACUUGCGUGGACAGAGUGGGCGGAUAUCGCUGCAACUGUCCUCCGGGAUUCACUGGCGAGAGAUGCGAGGGUGACAUAAACGAAUGUCUCUCUAACCCCUGCACUCCAUCCAACAGUCUCGACUGUAUCCAGCUGCCGAACGACUACCAGUGUAUCUGCAAGCCCGGUUUCACAGGUCGCAGGUGUCAGAGCAGGUUUAGCGCUUGUGAGUCUCAUCCAUGUCUGAACGGAGGAGCCUGCUCUGUAUCCAGCAGCUCUGCGUUGGGUUACACCUGCACAUGUCAACUUGGUUACACUGGGCCGAACUGUGAAAGGAGCAUGUCCUGUCGGGAGUUGUCGUGCUACAAUGGAGGAAGCUGUGCAUUCACCACCAGGGGGGCUCGCUGCACCUGUCCUCCGGGUUAUGGCGGACCCCAAUGUCAGCGUCGCAGUAAGGACGGCUGCUCCGCCCAGCCCUGUCGAAAUGGAGGGCUGUGCACUGAAGAGACCAGCUUCCCGUUCUUUCACUGCCAGUGUCCCGAUGGCUUUACGGGAAAACGAUGCGAACAGGGCGUCAGAUCUACCGACCUCAUGACAAUGGAGUGCCCGCGAUCCGACUGUCACGAGAAAGCCAACGAUGGCGUCUGUGACCACGAGUGUAACAUACUGCCCUGUCACUGGGACGGUGGUGAUUGCUCUUUGGCUGCAAACCCCUGGGCCAACUGUGAAGACCCUCAGUGCUGGCGUGUCUUCAAUAACAGCCAGUGUGAUGACUCCUGUGAUAAUGCAGCGUGUCUAUUUGACAAUUUUGAAUGCACAAACAAAGAGAAAGUGUGCAAUCCAAUAUAUGAAACCUAUUGUAUUGACCACUACGCCAAUGGACGCUGCGACCAGGGAUGCAACUCAGAGGAGUGCGGCUGGGACGGCUUGGACUGUGCAGGCAAUGUUCCCGAGGACCUUGCUGAAGGUAUGCUUGUUUUGGUCGUUCUACUGCCACCAGAAGAACUGCUUCGCACGAGCAAAGCCUUCCUGCAAAAACUCAGCGCUACUACGCUACGUUUCCGACUGGAUGAAAACGGUGAAGCGAUGAUACGGCCUUUUACGCGCAAAGAAGCGCGCCUCAAGAGGGAGCUACCACCUCAGCACGAGAUCAUCGGAUCCAAAGUUUACUUGGAAAUGGACAACAGGUUAUGCACUCGGAACUCCAAGCACUGUUUCCGUAAAGCGGAAGCCGCUGCCGAGUAUCUGGGCGCACUUUCAGCAACGGACAAUCUCCGCUUCCCCUAUCCUCUAAAGCAAGCUUAUGGUGAACUUCCACGUGAUCCUGUUGUGGUACCUCUGUGGAUCUUACUGGUGGGACUCGCCUCACUGUUCCUCUUAGUCAUCAUCAUCAUUGGUAUGUUGAUUGCUCGCAGAAAGAGGGAACACAGCACUCUCUGGUUCCCAGAGGGCUUCUUCCUCAAAAAGGAACCAAGUAGUAACAAGAACCGCAGGGAACCCGUUGGUCAGGAUGCUCUAGGAAUGAAACACAUGCCCAAAACUGUGGAAGAAUCUCUUCUAGGAGAUCACAGCGAUCAGUGGAUGGACUUGGACUGCCCAGAAGCAAAAAGGCUAAAGGUUGAGGAGCCGAGUAUGCUCUCGGAUUGUGAGGACGCAGUGGACAGCAGACAGUGGACGCAACAUCACCUGGCUGCUGCAGACAUACGGGUGCCCCCCACCAUGGCCCUCACUCCACCCCAGGGAGAGUUCGAAAGCGACUGCAUGGAUGUUAACGUCAGAGGCCCAGAUGGUUUCACUCCUCUGAUGCUCGCAUCGUUCUGUGGCGGUGGAUUAGAAGCGGAGGUGGCGGAGGAGGACGAGAACGAGGAGUGCUCAGCCAACAUCAUUUCAGACUUGAUCUACCAGGGCGCAUCCCUUGCUGCCCAAACCGACCGCACGGGUGAGACAGCACUCCACCUGGCUGCUCGCUAUGCCCGUGCAGAUGCUGCUAAGAGGCUACUGGACGCAGGGGCGGACGCAAAUGCUCAGGACAACACGGGACGCACGCCGCUACAUGCUGCAGUCGCUGCGGAUGCACAGGGCGUCUUCCAGAUUUUGAUCCGAAACCGGGCCACGGAUCUCGACUCCCGUAUGUACGAUGGCUCCACCGCACUGAUUCUGGCCGCACGGCUGGCUGUGGAGGGAAUGGUAGAGGAACUCAUCACCUGUCAUGCCGACGUCAAUGCAGUGGAUGAAAUUGGUAAAUCUGCACUACACUGGGCUGCGGCGGUUAAUAAUGUUGAUGCCACUAUUGCUUUGUUGAAGAACGGCGCAAACAAGGAUAUGCAAGACCUAAAGGAGGAGACUCCUCUUUUCCUCGCGGCCCGUGAGGGCAGCUGUGAGGCGGUCAAAGUGCUGCUUGCACAUUUUGCCAACCGAGAGAUCACCGACCACAUGGAUCGGUUGCCGAGAGACAUCGCUCAGGAGCGCAUGCACCACGACAUCGUGCAGCUUCUCGACGAGUACAACACGGUCAGAAGCCCCCAGAACCAUGUAGGGGGUGGGCACCACAUCAGUGGGGGACACACCCUUUCUCCUCUCAUGUGCCCUCCUAGCGCCUUUCUGCCCAGUCUGAAGACCACUCCGCAGGGAAAGAAAAACCGACGGCCUGGUGCUAAGGGUUCCAAUCUGGGAAAUCAACACGCCGCCAAUAUGAAGGAGUCCGUCAAGGCCCGCAAUAAGAAGCUGACAUUGGACAUGCAGAGUGCUUUACUGGACAGCUCGGUCACCCUCUCCCCAGUCGACUCCCUAGACUCACCCCACGGGGGAACCAGCAAUGCGGGCUACAUCACCAACCCCACGUCCCCUGUGGCUAUGCAGUCCCCGGGGCUUUUCCACUCGUCCAUGUCGGUUCCAAACACUCCGAUGGUGCACAGCAGUCUGUUGGAAGGAGGUGGGCCUUUUGCUGUGUCCCUGGCACAGCUCAACGACCUGGGAACUGGAGGCAUGUCCUUGCAGGGACGUGUCUCGAUGGCCUCCGAUGUCAACCGCAGUUACGUGUUAAGCUCAGGCCAGUUGGGUCUCAACAUGGGCAUGGUCAGUCCCGUCAGUGUUCCUUUUGACUGGCACAACCGGAUGCCCCCUUCCUCUCAGUGCGGUCAGCAGGUGGUGAAUCUCAUGCAGAACAGUCAAGCCGGCAUGCACCCCCAGAGCCCGGCCAUGCAGCAGCAGCAGCAGAACAUGCUGAUGCGCCAGCAGCAGAUUUUCUGCAAUCAAAUGCUUCAGCCCACACCCGUUACCUCCACGCCCACUAUAAGUCCGGUUAAGGUCCCGUCCAUCGCUGAGCAGCAGCAGCAACAGCAGCAGCAGCAGCUCAUCAACCACGCUAUGGCCAGCCAGCAGAACAUGAGCACGUCCACCCCGCCAACACCACAGACCUCACAACCUCCACCGUCUUUCUUCCAGCAGCAGCAGCAGCAGCAACAGCAGCAGCAGCAGCAGCAGCCGUCUCAGCAACAGCUUUCUGCUCAGCCCCCACAGGCAGCGACCUCCGCCGGCCAGUCUUCUCAGGCUCUGCCCUCCCAGCCCAGCAGCAGCACAGCUGGGAUGGAGGAUUACCCUACCCCUCCUUCUCAGCACAGCUAUUCAACAUCUGGGCUCGAUUCCACACCCAAGCACUACCUACGUUUACCUAGCGAGCACCCGUACCUCACCCCGUCUCCGGAAUCCCCUGAGCCCUGGUCCAGCCCUUCUCCCCACUGCGUCUCCGACUGGUCAGACUCCACGCCAAGUCCGGCAGUCGCUGGCUCUGCCCAAACCCAAAUUACUUCAAUCCCAGAGGCCAAUGGCAAGAUGCAGGUGUUUGCGUGAAGACCUCUGCAUUAAAAAAAGGGACAUAAGGCGGAAGAAGAGAGAGAAAUAUGUGGACUGGCUCUCAGGCCUGUCGGUGUUUAUAUAUGUCAGCCUGUUUCCAAGAUUUUCAUUGGAUGUGGAUUGACUUUGUUUUAUCCUGAAGACCAUCUGCUAGUUAUUUUUGCAGAGGGAGAAAACGGUAAGGGAAACACGUGUUGUCUGAAAAUACAGCAGACAAUUUAAUGAAGUAAUUCUGUCACAGAUGGACUUGUUUUUUAUUAUUAAAAAAAAAAAAAGUAUAUGAAGAAAACCAAGUCUUUUAUUGCAAAGACUUAGGGACGUUCUUCUCGAAAAACUAACAAUUUAAAAAGCAGGCAUUUUAAAAAAAAAGUUAAAUGUUGAAGGGAAUUCAUUUAUUUUAAUUUAUUGUUUUUAUCUCUCUGAAAAGAAAUUUCUUUAGUUUUUCUCUUCUUUUUUUUUUUCAUCCGCUUUCUUCCUUAGCCUCUCAGCUAUUGUACUGCCCUCUCCUCCUGUAGGCAGGUUCAUUUAUUAUGUAGACUAGAAAGACAAAUGCUCACUUCUUGACUUAUAUUUAUUGAGGCCUACAACAGCGGUCACUCGGGUCUAGCGAACCUAUGACUGGAGUCGCUUGUACGUAGUCAUAUUUGAUGGAAAUGUGGUGUUCGAUGUUUUAAGAAUGAGUAUUAUUUGAGAGAAAUAUAGAUGAGUGUUUCUGAAGCACUUCCAGGUGAGCAGCUUCAUAGUAGAGUGGGUCAAUAUUAUCGCCCAUGGAGAAGAAAUCGAUGCAGCCAUUAAGCAAGCCCUAGAAAUUGACCAAAAGUGCUAUGCUGGUUUUGACAAUGUUCACACAAAAAAAAAGCACAGAAAAACCAGUGUUGGUUAGGACCAAAUGUCGCCCCCUAGUUGAGCCUAAGCACCAAAGGCAGUGCGAGAGUCUUGUGUAAAGCAGUCGAUUAAAACUAUCAUCAGGCUCUGUAGACUCGAAAGAACGCAAUUUCCAAGGGUCCCCAACCCCCGGUCCAGGGGCCGGUACCGGUCCGUAGGUCAUUUGGUACCAGGCCGACACUGAAAAAACGUACUUCAGAUUUACCUGUGGAACGUAACUUUUUGCUAUCGACAGACAACAGAGUAAGCAAUUGCAAGAGCUUAACACACUCCAAAACCUCAACGAUCUAUCUACAAACAAACCUCAGAGGUUGUUUACCAAUGAAACUACCUUGCGUAAUAAAUACCAAAACAAUUAUAUGACUUAGAGGUCAUGUCAAAGUACUUCUAAAGCUAUUUUUGCUUCAAGUUCAAGGACGGUCAGAACGAUGGUGCGAUACUACCAGUCCGUAGUAAUGGCUGAUACCGGUCCUUGGUACAAGAAAGGUUGGGGACCGCUAUUCUAAACUUAAAUUUAUUAAAGGCGCUAAAUAGGGACAUAAGGCUACUUUUCAUGUGUUUUAAUACGUCAACGGACAUUUUUUCCAGUUUGCGAUUUGAGAAACAUUGUUCAUGUCUUCCUUAUGACUGUCACCAAAAGCAGCAGAGCAAUUGGUCCUUCAUUUCGCUUCAUCCACAAUUUGAAUCGCAGUAGCUGCCUUCAUUUCUCCGGGUCAGUUUUUGGUUAGCAUAAAACCACGGUGGGUAUUUAUAACUUUCGGGCAGCUUUUACUCCUUGGGAUUUUUACUUAUGGUCUCAUAAGAGAUGAAUUAGCAGAGUUUAGAUUUUAUGCUAUUUCCACCUGUAGUGUCUCUAAGAUUCGAAUAACACUUACCUCUCGUUGGACUGUCACUAUUUCAGUUUUUAAGCUUUUUCUGUUUUGUUUUGUUUUUUCAAUUUAAAAAAAAAACAACUUAACUACAAAUCCCACUGCCUUUCUUGUUUUGUUACACUUGUUAUACACUGUAUAUUUGAUUUUUUUUUUCUUUGUCAUAGUACGUCACCGUAUGUUAACGGCUGCUUACCACUGUUCUCACAAACAUUCCUAGAAUCUGGGCGUCCUAGCUGGAAAGCCGCAUUUCAGCGGCACUAGGUGGGAAACAGUAAAGGUUAAAGGGAUAGUUCUGAUUUUCACUUGCUAUUAGUUGAUACGUUUUUCAUUGACAGCAAGGAUGCUUUACAUUGCAUAAACAUUCAUGACACUCACAUCAUCAAGUCCUAACCAACCGUGGUGAAAAUGGACACUGGCUUCUCACUCAUUCAGUCAAUCCAUCAACGUCUUGCUCGUCUCUGUGAACUCGAAAUGAUGACUUUCUCUAUGGACAGCAACCCAAGACAUUCCCCACCUGGUAGAUUACAACAUACAUCCACACCUGAAAAAAAUGAACUGCUAACUGAGGUCAGGUCAUGUGCCUUACUGGACUGUGAUAAGUAUCACGGUACUGGAUCAGAGCCACUAUUUUUUCAAUGCAGUUUUUUUUCGUAAGCGUGUUAUGGUAUCCAGCAGGAGCAUUUAUACUGCAUCUUAAGUAACGUCCAGUCCAGGAGUCGUGACGUUGCAUCUCUAGUUGCAUGUUGUAAAGAGACGCUACUAUGUAGUGUUGCACCUUUUAAAUGUUGCUGUUUUUCAAAAUAGAAUAUUCAGAGAUUAAAAAAAAAAAAACCCUCGCCUUUAAACUAACACCGUUGUCUUACAUCUGACCACAGCUUUAAUCAAGUGACAUUUUAAAUAUAAUUUCAACUAAUAAUCCUGUAUCCUUUUUUUUUUUUUUCAAACAUAAUAACCAGGCCACUACCGCGAGCUGCUUGUUUUUGAGUUGGUGUACAGCUCUGUUGUUACUCAUUAGUCCUUACUAUAAGCAUCAAGAUGUUGUUUAAUAUAGUUUACAUGUAUAUUUAUAUAGUAUGUAUAUAUUCGAGCUGUCGAAAGAAAAAAAAUUGAAUCUAAUUAAUUUCAGGAUAGCUGUGGCUCAAUCAUGAUUAGUCAUGAUUAAUCAUGAUUAAUUGAAAUUUGUUUGAAAAAUUUUAAAUUUUAAUCGGAUUAAUUUCGGAAAUUGACUAAAGUGUUACUUUUGACAGCCCCAAUAUAUAUAAAUAUAUGUAUAUAUAAAUAUGAAUAUAUAUUUAUAUAUACAUUUAUAUUUAUAUAAGUGUGUGUGUGUAUGUGUGUGGUCAUUUCAAUAUCUUCAGCAGGUCACACCAACUGCUACUAACAUUUCCAACUCUCAGCAUCUGUUUGAAUAUACUGUAUUUUUGCUCGGGGUAGAACUCUUAUGUUUGUUUAAAACAUUUUAUUCAUUAACACAAAAGAACAAAAGUUGACUUUUUAUUUAGUUAUUUGACACAAAGGCUGUGAUUAAUGUUUGGGGAGGGGAGCGGGGGGGUUGGCAGGGGUGUGUCAUGUUUCGUUAGAAGAGUCAUAGAUUAUAUUUUCUACCACGAUUCAUUCCGAUACUUGGUUAAAAAUAGUUCAAAAGGAUCAAUGUAUAUAAAUACUUUUUGUUUACUACAGCUUGUUUUUUUUUUCUUUCCUUUUCAUGUUCAAACGUUGUAAAAUAAGUUACUUAUAAUAAAAACUGUAGGAAACUA